GGCCGCGGCGGCAGCAGCAGCAGCGGGGCCAUGGCCGCCGACGUGUUCAUGCGGCCGGCGCGGCUGCUCGGGGCGGCGGGGCCGCUGUCCCCCCGCACGGAGCCCGACGAGGACUCGUCGGACACGGACGAUGGCGGAGCCUCGCCGGGCGGGGGGCGGCGGUGCGGGCCGCGGCGGGGACAACCCCCGGGCCCGCAGAUCAUCCACUCGGGGCACUUCAUGGUCUCGUCGCCUCACAGCGAGCACCCGCCCAAGAAGGGCUACGACUUCGACACGGUCAACGAGCAGACCUGCCAGACYUACCAGUUCGGGGCGGCCCGCGGCGGCGGAGGCACCGGCGGCCGCCUCAGCAUCGACGCGUCCCUCACGAAGCUCUUCGAGUGCAUGUCCCUGGCCUACAGUGGAAGGCUGGUUUCACCAAAAUGGAAAAAUUUUAAGGGAUUGAAACUUCAGUGGAGAGAUAAAAUCCGUCUCAAUAACGCCAUCUGGAGGGCCUGGUAUAUGCAGUACCUGGAGAAGCGCAAGAACCCCGUGUGCCACUUUGUGACCCCUCUGGACGGCUCCGUGGAUGUCGAUGAGCACCGUCGGCCAGAGGCCAUUGCAACAGAAGGGAAAUAYUGGAAACGAAGAAUUGAAAUAGUCGUCAGGGAAUACCACAAGUGGAGAACAUACUUCAAGAAAAGGUUACAGAAACAUAAAGAUGAAGAUCUUUCAAGUUUGGUCAGGGAUGAUGAUGUGGUUCUCUGGCARAAAAGAAGGUAUGGCAGAGAAACCCCUGUGCCAAUGGAGGAAGGCAGCCUCUUGGAUGCAGACAUGCUCAUGUCCGAGUUCACAGACACCCUGUUCUCCACACUGUCUUCGCAUCAGCUGGUUUCCUGGCCGAAUUCCAGGGACAUAGGACACUUAGGAAAUGCUGACAUGAUUCAACCAGGGCUUAUUCCUCUCCAGCCAAAUUUUGAUUUUAUGGAUACUUUUGAGCCUUUUCAGGAACUAUUCACGCCCAGUCGCUCCAGUAAUUAUUUCCCUUCYGUGUCUGCUGUCAGCUCAGCUACCACAGACAGCAGCAGCCACUCUUCCCAGUCUCCUGUCCUGCCGUCGGGUUCAUUGCCCAACACGCUCCCAGCAGGGAACAUCAGCGACGGACUGAUUCCUUCCUCAGUACCUUCUCCUGUCAUUCCUGACGUUGUUGCUGACCAGUGUUCCAGCAUUAGAAGUGGGGGAUCUUUCAUCCAGCCAGCAGAAUUCCCUGCYGACUCGUCUCUCAGCGGGCCACAAACUUUCAUGUCAGUGUUCCAGCCGGCCCUGCCGCUGCUGCAGCCCCCGAGCGCACAGCACCCAUCGCCGCUGCCCGCGGUGCCGCUGAGCCCUGCACCGGCMGCCUUUGCUGCUCCAGAAACGCCCAAAUUCGGCCUCUGUGAAUCCACGGUCAUCACUCACACUGCUUCGGCCACGCUGACCCAGAACGCUCCUGCCACCACCUUCAGCCAGAGCCAGAGCCUGGUGCUGGCCACGCAGCAGCCGGGGGCAGGAGUGCCUUGUAACCUGGCCUUCCAGACUGCUGUUGUGCAGGGGCAGCCCCGGCCCCAGCUGCAAUCCCAGCUGACAUUUGCACUCCCCAAACCUGUUCCUCUGGCCAGUGCUGGGACAAGGCCCAAACAGUCACAGAAAAUAGUGCCUGCUCCGAAGCCUGAAACAGUGUCCUUAUUGGUAAAGAAUGCCUUCAUCACCCCAGCUGCCUUUCAGGGACAGUCCAGAGCUGUGAUUGUAACUCCAGCACCUUUAAAAAGAGAGGGGAUUUUGACGCCAGCCACGUCUCAGUCUAAUGUUGCAAUUGCACCAGCUGGAAUUGUCAGAGCUCCCCGGGUGACGGAGUUCCAUAGUAACAUUCUGGUUGGUCCAGCACAGCAAGCACCAAGUAGUCAACAAAGCCAGUCCACAGUCUCACAUCUCUUCCCUCCUAGUGUAGUCCAGGAUGUGUUGGUGAAAGGAGAGCACAUCCCUUCCCACAGUUGCUGUUUACAAGUUCCCUCACCUACACCUAGCCGGGACUGUCAGAAUUCAGGCCAGGCUUCCCCCUGUGCCUCUGAGCAGAGCCCCAGUCCRCAGUCUCCUCAGAACAGCUGCUCAGGAAAACCUGCCACUGACCCUWCUAUGGCUGCAUUUAAGAAUCGAAGGAUGAAGCAUCUUUCGGAACAAAAACGAAGAUUUAAUAUCAAGAUUGGUUUCAGUGCUCUGAACAGCUUGGUGUCAGCCAACUCCAAGUCGAUCAGCCAUGCCAUCACACUCCAGAAAACAGUGGAAUACAUCGCUAAGCUGCAGCAGGAGAGGACACAGAUGCAGGAGGAAACCAGACGCCUCCGGGAAGAGAUCGAGGAGCUGAACGCCACCAUCCUUUCUUGCCAGCAGCAGCUCCCUGCUACUGGGGUUCCUGUAACACGACAGAGGUUUGACCACAUGAGGAGGUUGUUUGAUGAGUAUGUGAGAAGCAGGACCCUGCAGAACUGGAAGUUUUGGAUUUUCAGCAUUAUUAUUAAGCCAUUGUUUGAGUCCUUCAAUGAGAUGGUUUCCACAACAAGCUUUAAGGAUCUGAGGGAAACUGCACUGGCCUGGUUGGAUCAGCACUGUUCUCUUCCUGUUCUGAGGCCAAUGGUGCUGAACACCCUCCGGCACCUGAGCACGACCACGUCGAUCCUGUCGGACCCAUCGCAGCUGCCGGAGCAGGCSCGGGAGGCCGUGGCCAAGGUGAACAAGAGAGCAGGGGAGACCUAACAACCAAAGACACUGAGGUGCUUGUCCCAGGGUGGAGAACACACCCAGCCCCGCCUGCCCAGGCUCCUCCAGUCGGUGCACUUUAGAAAAGGAUUCUCUCCAUCACCCGAGAUGCUGUCAGGGCACCUGGCCCUGCCUUGGGAACGGGUGCAGGUGUGAGGCAGCGUUGUCAGAACGUUUUGGUUCCUCUCCAGUGCUGUGCUGUGCUCCAUCACGUGAGAAAAAACACCAAGCUCAGGUAAACUCAGCAGGUUUGAGCCCUGCAGGCAGCAAUAGAUCUCCAUCAAUGCAUCUGUAUGCAACUAAGAGAUUUCUAUGAAACACCCUCAAUUCUCUGAAGUGUAAAUCGUGUACACCGAGGAAUGUGCUCUUCAAGGGGAAAAAAUAAUUUCGAUUUCAUGAAGCAAAACGUGCUUUCUAUUUUGUUUUCUGGUAUUCGGUUCCAUUUGUUUUACUUGAAUAGUGAAAAUUGUUAAACAGGAUCAUAUGAAAAACCAAAGGAGAAGAAAAAUCCGUCAGUGAUGUCAACUUGUGGCAAAAAUACUAGAAUUAAAAUCUCAGGCUGUGUUUUGUGUAUUUUUAUUUUAAYGAGUGUAUCAUUGCAUAUGAUCGGUUUCAAGACGUGCUUUAUUUUCUAGUAAAUAAAGUAGCUGAUUUUUAUUAUUUUUUCUGAUAUAGCCAUUGCAAGGGAGUAGCAGGCUGUGCAGUAAGUGCAAGAAAGGAGUUUKAGAUUGUAUAAAUUCUGCAGUUAGGAUAAAUUAUGAAUUUUAUACCAGUUUAAUCAAUGAACUAUUUUCUUGCACUCUGCACAGUUCAGCUGCCAUCCUCACAAAAUGUGCACAUAUGAAACACAUCCAUAGGUAAAUGUAGUAGCACUUCAGAGGCAAGAAUUGAGUUUGUAAUGUUAAAAAAUUGGCUUUUUUGUUAUCUGAGAAGCUAUAUCAAACCACACGGACUUGUAGUCAGUUUUUUGCUUCCUUGUCUUUUCUGCUKCUUCUUUUUGCCUUCUAUCUGAAAAACCUGAAGGACUUUGCAAAGCCUGGUCUGUAWGGGAAAGUUACCUUCUGUGUGAAUUAUAAAACAUACAAAAUUAUGUUUAAAACUCAAAAUACUGCAUAACAUUUUUCUGUGAGAGUCUCAGCAUGUACUGUGUUCUGCUGCAGGUAAACAGAGUCCCUUUGCAGCAGUGAUUGUCCAUCCUGAGACUGGGAUGUUCAUUCCAGCUGAUUGUUCAUAGUCUGGGAUGAUCCUGUGACCCUUUGUAAUUCCACUCAUGGCKUGAUCCUGAUUAUUCAGAGCUGUGCAAAUGGUGGGAAUGUUACCCUUGAGCAGUUUUCUUCAGUCCCCAGAGCAGGCUGGAGGUGAUGGGGGUUGCACUCACUGGAAAGGGCUCAGUAGGUUCUCCUUGGGGAAAGGAGCUUUUCUCAGCGUUGUCCCCAAUCCCCUCCACUUGGUGGGCCAAAGUUUGAAAGGAAACAUUAGGCCUGGAGAGUAGGACUGAGUACAGGGGAUGGUUUUGAUCUCGUUUCUCCUUUGUCCUGAAUUUUUGUAGCUAAUGGCUUUCCUUGCAGAGUUCCUUCUGUGAGAGCAGCACUGUAGCAAGGAGAAGGUACAAAAGGUGAGCCCCAACACCCUGUCCCUGCACAGAGGAAUGGGGCUGAAGGGGAAGGCAGAAUGGCACAUUUUGUACCAGCACACCUUCCUCUAGUUGAGCAGACAGAGGGGGAGAUGCUUUUCUUGUUAUUUUUUUACAGUAGAUUUGAUACGUAAUUUGAAGUUCACGGCACAUGUGAAUACUUGUGUCCCUGUGACAGAAGCUACAAAAUUCCAAGUCUCAACCAAGGAAUGAUAUGCAAAGGUUGUCCCAGUAAUUAAAUAGUGAGCAKAUUUUCUGGAGGGAUCCAUUUCCAGGUCUUUGAUAAUUAAGCAAUACUCUUUUGGAUACAUCUGGGUAAGAAGUAUUSAAUAAGUAAAUCCUAAAAAUCAAUGCUUUCAAUCCUCACAUUUUUAUCACUGGUUGUGAAUUUGAUUUUAGUAAAAUAGUUUUAUAGUGUGAUGAGCUGGGGAUGUUCCUCACAUCCUUUCCUUGGAGAGCUCAUUUCGCUGAGAUGCACCGAUGCCUGAUUAUGUGUUGAAAAUGUGUCUGGGUUUCAAGCAAGAAAGCAGUAGGCAUAUUAUCCAAGAGCUGGUGUUUUUGCUGACCUUUUCAGAUGAGCAGAUCCUGUAAGGUGUGAUCUCCUUGUCAGCAGUGAUGGUGUGUGAUUUUAACCAUUUCUGGUAUCGAUGACGUGGGAGUCUUGUCCCAACAAGCACAGUGCAGUACAUAUUUCAGGGCCCAGGGAAAUCUGACAGCUGAAAUUAAACAUAUCUCACUGAAAGGAUUGGAAGCUGAAAAYGACCUUAAAGAAAUAGGAAGGGGUAAUUUGACUGAAGUGCUAAAAAAUUUUGUCCGUUCACAGCUUUUAUGUGGAUGUAGAUGGAAAACUCAUUAUUCUGAUUGCACCAUUAGCUGGUUAGAACUGGAGGGAAAGUGCUUAUUUWAUAAACUGUGGUGCAAAAACAUGGUCAAAGCACUGUUAAAAAACUGCAAAUCUUAAAGUAAAGAGAAAAAAAUUAAAUAUUUCUUACUUAGGCAGGAGUGUAGGAGGGAGGAGAGGAAAAGUGAAAAGAUAUUUUCCAUGUAGUGCAAUUACCAGAAAUGAUGUGGCUGCUCUUUGAAGCAGUGAUUCAAUAUCUUGUCACCCUGUUAUUGCAAUUCAGAAUUCUUUUCUUUUAUCAGUCAGCCUUGUGAGGAGAGUGAUUUCACUUCGUUUGGAAACACAGGAGGAAAAAAGCUGGUUUAUGUCUCAAAUCUGAACAGUAGAACCACUAAAGAUUGAUGUAAAAGGAGAUGGACCACGUAUGUAUUAGUUCUUGCAUAGUUUUCCAGUUUGAUUUAUGUUUAAGCACCUUAGUCUUUGUUACCCAUUAAGGAGUUGAAAUAYUUUAUUUUUUUUCAAAGUUUAGUAACAAUUUCUCCCCCCCAGUUUAAGCACUCUGAUUUUCUCAGUGUCACCAAAGUAAGCGAGCCAAACACACAGUGCCUACAGUCUGCACAGARUUCCAGGUGCUGCACAUCUGUCUGGUGCUAAAAUUUUGGAGAACCCCCAUAUAAUCGAAUACAAGUCAGAUUCAGUYGAAUCCAACAUUUCACUCAGUAAAGGAGUGGCUAAAUAACUUAUUUAUGGCCUGUGAUAUGCACAAAAUCAAACUGGGACUGUCUGCUGGUUCCUUCUAACCUCAGAUUGUAUUGAUCAGUAUAUGGUAGGUGGCCCCACCCCAAGUUCUGGGCAUUAUCUGAUGUAUUUACUAGCUUGUAUUGUAGUUGUUGGCCUCCUUUUAGCAGGAGCAGUAAAGUCCAGGAGCAAACUARAAUUGAAGGAAUUACUGAGGAGUGGGAUCAGAGACAAGUGCACGCUUCACCAUGACAGUGAUCUCUGCACAAAACCAAAGGAUUCUUGAUUAAUACCAUUUCACCUGACUGGAAUGUUCAACAAUGCUUUUCUAGACCCCUGGGGAAGGCUUUCUUGAAGGGGGCCCUACCAGAAUGUUUCCAUCUGUGCCUUAGAUCUUGGUGUAGUGUAUGCAUUUGACUAAUCAUAGGUCAUACAUUGUUCCCCCUAAAAUGAUGCUCUGUGGAAAAUUCAGYGAAUGGAGGAAGUGGGGCUUCCCUGGCUUUUUUUGAGGAUUUUUAUCUGUGUGACCCUUUCAGACUGAGGUUGUGAGUAACUAUCUAUGUAUGGAAAAAAUUGCAUMGUUCUGCUGAAUCCCCUGCCCUCCAGGGGACACGUGUGCACACRUGGACAUAACCUCUGGUAUGAGAAACCCAGAAAAAGGCAAGGGCUUAAACCUCUCAAUCUGAAAUGGCUUGAAAAGACAAAGGGCUGUGAAAUUUAUUGAAAAACUGCAUCCCUUUGURUCUUCAGGUUUGUUACAUUCCUUUGUGAGUGUGUUUGUGUUCACAUGUGGUAGAAGCGACAGGGACAGGUAAAUUUAGUUUUAUUUGCUUUUAAAGCCCAAGACUUCUGAAAAGCAGUUUGGGAACAGGAGAGGGAAGCUCACUGCAGAAAUGUUCAGUAUGAUARUGCUUUGUAGUACAAAUUAUUUGAAGGCUGUUUCACUUUCUCAGUUUCUAGARUGGACAAUUCUUGCCUUGGUAUUGCCAGCUAGAAGGUACUGCUGGAAAUAGAAUGGUUUUUUUACUGUUUUCACCUUUCUCUAUUUUUUUUGUAUUUCUUUCCACCUUUGUUGCACGGAAAACCACCAAAAAUCAAAAUGCUGAUGACAUCCAGUUUAGGUUCUUUAGGGAUUCAGUCACACCAGUCUGGAGGACUAUGAAAAACUGUCAGUAACUUUUAUGAGAUUUUUAAAUCAGGUCAGACAUCAGGAGUUUUCCUAUAACUCCUUAAUUUAUACACUUAAGUUUCAGAGGAGAUUAUUUGUUUUGGGUUUUUUCUUUUAUAGGACCCCAAUAUUUUUCCCACAACAUCAGUUAAAGCUCAGUUUUCUUUUGUUUUAUCCUUGGUUGGAUUUUCUGCUCAUUUACUGUGUUAGAGCAGAAGUGGUAGAACCAAAYUGUAGUCUUAUCUGUAAAACUUGAAUUCUUCAGUUAAAAUUACAGUAACUUCAGUUACAAAGAAACACACCUUAGGUAUAUAAUGGAAUUAAUUUCUAGCCAUUGUCUGGACUUUUUAUAUCUGAACUUUUCCAACAUGAAUAARGUUUUCAAUCAAAAGAUAUCAAUGUUAUGAGCAAGCCUUUUAAUAAUACAAUGACUAAAUAGCUCUUUUUCUUCUUCUAACCUUGUAUUUAAAUGUGUUUYAAGUGAAUGGAAUUCAUUCUUGUUAAAAAAAAAAGGAAAAAAAGAAAGCUUGAAGGUAUGAGGACUUCAGGUUGUGCUCUUGCUUUGCUUAGGUUUCCUGUUCUGUUGCAUGACACAACUUCUGUUGUGCUGUUGAUAUGUAGCACUUUUCAGUAGGUCUGUUUAAAUUGUGCAAUGCAUUUUUUUAUAUUUACAACCAAAACAAUAAAGGAUAUUUUUU
Messenger RNA from Malurus melanocephalus (red-backed fairy wren), 7850 nucleotides. It is a transcript of the gene MLXIP, whose product is annotated as MLX interacting protein. The transcript is spliced from 17 exons. The record is from RefSeq and is a predicted model, not a curated record. Gene Ontology annotation, molecular function: RNA polymerase II cis-regulatory region sequence-specific DNA binding; protein dimerization activity; DNA-binding transcription factor activity, RNA polymerase II-specific. Lineage: Eukaryota; Metazoa; Chordata; Aves; Passeriformes; Maluridae. Gene Ontology annotation, biological process: regulation of transcription by RNA polymerase II. Bases 31 to 2769 code for a protein of 912 amino acids. Gene Ontology annotation, cellular component: nucleus.